Messenger RNA from Ochotona curzoniae (black-lipped pika), 2939 nucleotides. RefSeq names its product adrenoceptor beta 1 (gene ADRB1). The record is from RefSeq and is a predicted model, not a curated record. Gene Ontology annotation, molecular function: beta1-adrenergic receptor activity. Lineage: Eukaryota; Metazoa; Chordata; Mammalia; Lagomorpha; Ochotonidae. The transcript has a single exon. Gene Ontology annotation, cellular component: membrane. Gene Ontology annotation, biological process: norepinephrine-epinephrine-mediated vasodilation involved in regulation of systemic arterial blood pressure; positive regulation of heart rate by epinephrine-norepinephrine; adenylate cyclase-activating adrenergic receptor signaling pathway. Bases 33 to 1589 code for a protein of 518 amino acids.
CUCGGCGGCUGCGGGGAGGGCGCCCGGCGCCCAUGCCUCCGGCCCCGCGCCCCGGCUGCCCUGACCUGGCCGCAAGCUCCGUCCGUGCGCCCCGCCGGCCCGGCCUCUGGGGGCAUUCCCCCGCCGCGGCCCAGCCCCGCCACACCCCCCGCCCCCGGCCUCCACAGCUCGGCAUGGGCGCGGGGGCGUUCGCCCUAGGCGUCCCGGAGCCCUGUAACCUGUCGUCCGUCUCACCGCUGCCCGACGGCGCGGCCACGGCGGCGAGGCUGCUGGUGCCGGCGUCGCCACCCGCCUCCCUGCUGCCCCCGGCCAGCGAGGGCCCCGCGCCGCUGUCGCAGCAGUGGACGGCUGGCAUGGGCCUGCUGAUGGCGCUCGUGGUGCUGCUCAUCGUGGCAGGCAACGUGCUGGUGAUCGUGGCCAUCGCCAAGACGCCGCGGCUUCAGACGCUCACCAACCUGUUCAUCAUGUCCCUGGCCAGCGCCGACCUGGUCAUGGGGCUGCUGGUGGUGCCGUUCGGUGCCACCAUCGUGGUGUGGGGGCGCUGGGAGUACGGUUCCUUCUUCUGCGAGCUGUGGACUUCGGUGGACGUGCUGUGUGUGACGGCCAGCAUCGAGACCUUGUGUGUCAUCGCCCUGGACCGCUACCUUGCCAUCACGUCGCCCUUCCGCUACCAGAGCCUGCUGACACGCGCUCGGGCGCGGGCCCUCGUGUGCACCGUGUGGGCCAUCUCGGCACUGGUGUCCUUCCUGCCCAUCCUCAUGCAUUGGUGGCGGGCCGAGGGCGACGAGGCACGCCGCUGCUACAACGACCCCAAGUGCUGCGACUUCGUCACCAACCGGGCCUACGCCAUCGCCUCGUCCGUGGUCUCCUUCUACGUGCCCCUGUGCGUCAUGGCCUUCGUGUACCUGCGAGUGUUUCGCGAAGCGCAGAAGCAGGUGAAGAAGAUCGACAGCUGUGAGCGCCGCUUCCUCAGCGGCCCCGCGCCGGCGCCUGGACCCCCGCGCCCAGACUCUGGCUCCAGCCCCAGCCCCGGGGCGGCGGCCGCACUGGCCAACGGGCGCAACAGCAAGCGGCGACCGUCGCGCCUCGUGGCCCUCCGCGAGCAGAAGGCGCUCAAGACCCUGGGCAUCAUCAUGGGCGUGUUCACGCUCUGCUGGCUGCCCUUCUUCCUGGCCAACGUGGUGAAGGCCUUCCACCGCGACCUGGUGCCCGAUCGCCUCUUCGUUUUCUUCAACUGGCUGGGCUACGCCAAUUCCGCCUUCAACCCCAUUAUCUAUUGCCGCAGCCCCGACUUUCGCAAGGCCUUCCAGCGCCUGCUCUGCUGCGUGCACCGGGCGGCCCGCGGGCGCCACGCGACCCCUCGCUCCCGGCCGCGCGCCUCCGGUUGCUUCGCCCGGCCCGGGCCGCCGCCGUCCCCCGGGGCCGCCUCGGACGACGAGGAUGAGGACGUCGGGGCCACACCGCCGGAGCGCCUGCUGGAGCCCUGGGCCGACUGCAACGGCGGGGCGGUGGGGUCUGCGGCGGCGGACAGCGACUCCAGCCUGGACGAGCCGUGCCGCCCGGGCUUCGCCUCCGAAUCCAAGGUGUAGGACCCAGUGCGCGCCCGGGUGCCCAACCGCGCCAGCCGGGACGCGCGUCCUGCCCCUGUGGAGCAGAAGGAGAUCCCAGCCCCAGCGCCCUAGGCGGCCUCCGGGCGAGAAGUGGAGAUGAGUGUUUACUCGAGACCGGAAGCAGGUGAACUCCAAGUCCACAAGCCCCUCCAAAUCACUCAAAACACGCAGAAAAGUUUCGGGAAGGACCGUUGCGCAGAAAGGAAAGUUUGGCGCCGGGUGGGAGAGUGGCCAUUUCUGUUUGUGGUUGGGUCGCAGGUGUGUGUGUGUGAUGCAUGUUGAGAUGGUGUUUGACACCUGCGAGGAGGACUGGAGUGGGGAUGGAGUGGGUUGGGGAAGGCAGAAGCGAUAGGAGAUAAAUAUAUAUAAAAACAAACUCUGGGCUUGGCUUGCACGCCGUCCAGGAAUCAGGGGCAGUCAACCAGAGAGAGAGUGGCAAGGGCAGUUUGUCGGGACUGUCUUCUCUUGCUCUGAAGGAGUUCCUGAGCCCUGAUUGCUCCUGUUCUCAAAGCAAAGGGAAGGGGUGUACGCACAAAAAGGAAAAAAAAAAUCACGUUUCAAGACGUUUUAAGCAGCGCUUGGAACCCCGCUUGGGCGCACUCUCCUCCUGGGGCACAGCCCUGCCCCACCCCGCGCGCCUCGCAGGUCAGGCCGAGGGCUGUCUACCUCACACUGUGCACAUUGCACAGCCAGAUAGAAAGACUUGUUUAUAUUAAACAGCUUAUUUAUGUAUCAAUAUUAGUGGGAAGGACCAGGCGCUGAGCCUCUCUCUGUGACAUGUGACUCUUGUCAAUUAAAGACAGGACAGAAAAAGGAAUUUUAGGAGAAAAAAAAAAAACGAGGAAAUUUUAAUGACUGCACACGUGGAUAAAAACAAAACAAACAAAAAGGAAGUGGCUCAAAUGCCAUUUUUUCUUGCAGUGUCAGGAAUCAUUAAGGCCGUGGAUGAUGCUACCUGCGCAAAAAAAAAAAAAAGUCAAUAUUUUUUUCAUGAGAUGGGGAAGGGAGAAGAGCUUAAAAACUCAAAUAAAGUUCAAAUUCUACUUCUGUUGUCCAUGAUAUUAUUGAACUAAUGAUUUAUUGGGGACUUGCCUUUUUAUACUCUUAUCAUGGUACUGUAACUGUAUCCAUAAUAUAAAUAUAAUUAUCUUAAGGAUUUUUUAAUUAUUUUUUUAUGUCCAAGUGCUCACGUGAAUCUGCUGGUAAAAUUUAGCACUUGUGUGUAAAUGUGAUUCCCUGCUGUGUGUUUUACCAAGUAUUUAUACUCCAGUGCAACUAACUACUGUGUGAGCGAUUGGUCCCUGUGCAAUAAAUGCCAAUGAAGCACAA